Messenger RNA from Strongylus vulgaris, 642 nucleotides. Lineage: Eukaryota; Metazoa; Nematoda; Chromadorea; Rhabditida; Strongylidae. The record is from the annotation of a GenBank genome assembly.
AUACUUUCCUGUUUGCUAGACGUCGGUUUACUUAAUCUAUUUGAGCGGAUGGAUGCAGCACUUGCUAGUGAGGAAACAAUGACAUGCUUGUCAGCUGUUACUAUGAUCCUUGACAAACUGGCUGGUAGUAAGGUAAAAGAACUACAUCGAAUACUUGCAUUCUCACCAUCCAGUCAUCCUCUGGUGUCUAUCAUUUCCCAGAUUAACAAUAUGGAACAGACAGAUGAGAGGACUAAAAAUGUCCUACAAAUUCUGGACAAGUUCUUUCAACAACUCAAUGAUGGAUCAAUUGACCCAAAAGGCCUCUUCGAGAGUCCCCGCGUACCGCAAAUCUAUGGAAGAGCGCUGUAUGAACUUAACAAAAUCUACAGUAAGCCUCUAUUGUUGGCAGUGGAUGGAAUAGAAGAGGCACGUGAGAGGACGAUAAAGGCAUCAAGGAUUUUGGUGCACCGGAAACACGCAGUAGGAACACGAAUGGGUAGUGACGUGGCGAAAAUUAUUGAGGCUCACAGGGGGAAGGAGAAGACUGUGCGGGACAUUAUCAAAGCUCAGAUGAAAUAUCUAGAGCAGUUGGCUGCCUUUAAAAAUUGCGUUUAUGGCGAGCGAUCAUUGUUCAGAUUUAAUCAGAUUUUAACCUUCUGA